UUUCCUCGUGAGUUGUUUACGUUUUGAUUGUGGGCGUGUUUACUUCGCGUCCCGAUAACGUUUACUUUCGAACCACAACAAUGGAUUCGGAAGACAACCAAAAAUCGAAACCGUUUAAAAUUUGUAACAAUUCGCGGGAAAUUCGCAAGGGAAUCGUGGCCUCGUCCCUCGACGACUUAACCUCGAAAGUGCAAGAAAAACUGGAACUGGUAAACGACAACAAUUUUACAGUGGUUCUGGAAGCGGACGGUACCGAAAUAGACGACGAGGAGUACUUCGCAACGUUGGAACCAAAUACGAGCCUCAUGGUGCUGGCAGAUAAUCAAAAGUGGUCGCCCCCGUAUCCGAAAUGCGAUUUUAGCAGGGACCAAGUGGACGACGCUAGAGGUGGUGAAUUAGCGGGAUUAGUGGGACGACUUAAAACUAAUCUGUGCCAUUUAUCUUUGCUGGGCGGUCCAGAACUGGAAUUGUUAAGCGACAUGGAUCCGGACUCGUUAGCCGAUCUCACCUAUCCCGAUAAGAUCUUCUUGGACCAGUUAAAGGAGGCCUCGGGGAGGUUUUUGUCCGAGAAGAGGCAGGCUCAAGACGCCAUGGACCUGUUAAGACUGUACCAAGAGAAAGAGGCGGCGGAGUCUGAAGCGAACUAGGGAUUGAUGAUGGAAAUGAUCGGAAUUUUGUAUAUAACCCCUUUUUUAAUGUGGUUUUACAAGCAACAGAAGAAGAAUAAUUAAAAUAAAAUCCACAACACAAUAAGACUGAAGAAUUGCCAAUAAGCAACCGACACGGCAUCAAAACAUUGCUCAAUCGCCAAUAUGACUUUUAACACGCGCAUCACGAAGAAAGAGUACUACUAAUUCGCCGAAAUGAUUUCCAAGUCACCAAGAGAGUUAUUUGCAUCAUCUUCGUCACCUUGUUUAAUGGAACACCCGUCUUGGUAUUUACAAUUAAUCGAAAUUUAUGAUUGUGUACGAUCUAACUUUAAUUUCCGCUUCAAAUCUUGUUAUUCGGUUAUACUCCCCAGUACAAAAUUCCGCCACCCCAAAAUUUUGACUAAGUUUGAUGUUACAUAACUUUUGAAAUUCUAACCCGAUUUUUAUGAUUAUGGUAUUAGCUUGUAGAUAAAUUUAUUGGCAUUAUUUUUUAUUAUUUUAAUAGCAUAUAUUCAUCGGUUAGGUGGAUUUAUACCGGGGUAAACCAAUACGUUGUUUUUUACAAUAAAUUCAAAACAUCCUGUGGAAAAAAUGAGACGGACGACAUUUUGGAUAAAAAAACACUUUCCCGUAAUCUUAGAUGUAUUCCUAACAUUUCAUUGUUUGAAUUAUCCUAUUAUCUCUAUUCUUUAUGAGCUGCACAUUUUUAAAUAAAGUACUGAUAUUUUUACAAUCUCGUAUUUGUUGAAAAUGGAGCUCUCAAUGCCUACCGUUAUAUUGAGGAUGUCCUCUAAGAAAUUGUAGUUUCCAUUUGCUCGUUUCAUUGAAAAUCAGUUUAUACUAAGGCAUGAGAAUGCCGGGCCCCAUGUUGCGCGGGGUAACGUGUUAGGAGUACGAGUACUUAACGAGUACCUGGAUGAGGUUGGACUACGAAAACCGGAAUGGCCUCCUUGUAGGAAUCUCAAUCCAAUCGAACAGUUGUGCGAUGAAUUUAAAAGAGCUCUUCGUCGUCGUUCUAUUCCACUAUAAACUUUACAAGAGCUAUGGCUAGCAUUAACGGAGAUUCCUUAGCUCUUGUAAAGGAUUUUCUUAAUCUAUAGCUUGAUAUUAAUCAAUCUAUAGAUCAAGGAAGAAUAACUACUCUUAUUCAUUCGUUACGACGAAGACCUCGAGCUGUUAUUGCUGCGAGAGGUGAACAUACACGGGAUAUAGGUGGAGAUUUAUAAAAUUAUUGUUUUUGUCAUUAAAAGAAUCUCUGAAAUCAAUACUUUACUUAAAAAUGUGUACCUCAUAAAAGAACAGAGAUAAUGGGAUAAUUCAAAAAAUAAAGUGUUAGGAAUACAUCUAAGAUUACAGGAAAGUGUUUUCUAUCCAAAAUGCCCAUCUCAUUUUUUCCCCAGGGUGUUUUGAAUUUAUUGCAAAAAACAACGUAUUGGUUUACCCCGGUAUAAAUCCACCUAACCGAUGAAUAUAUGCUAUUAAAAUAAUAAAAAAUAA
Sitophilus oryzae (rice weevil) is the source of this 2147-nucleotide messenger RNA. RefSeq names its product cell death activator CIDE-3-like. The coding region runs from base 81 to 647 and encodes 188 amino acids. The record is from RefSeq and is a predicted model, not a curated record. Lineage: Eukaryota; Metazoa; Arthropoda; Insecta; Coleoptera; Curculionidae. The transcript is spliced from 2 exons. Gene Ontology annotation, biological process: regulation of apoptotic process; apoptotic process.